Cottoperca gobio is the source of this 5563-nucleotide messenger RNA. It is a transcript of the gene syt3, whose product is annotated as synaptotagmin III. Gene Ontology annotation, molecular function: phosphatidylserine binding; calcium ion binding; SNARE binding. Gene Ontology annotation, biological process: calcium-ion regulated exocytosis. Gene Ontology annotation, cellular component: exocytic vesicle; plasma membrane. NCBI's taxonomy places the organism in Eukaryota, Metazoa, Chordata, Actinopteri, Perciformes, Bovichtidae. The record is from RefSeq and is a predicted model, not a curated record. The coding region runs from base 676 to 2364 and encodes 562 amino acids. The transcript has 13 exons.
GGGAAGAUAUAUCAUAUUGUUCAUUUCUUUCUCUCAGUCUGCCAUCCCGGUUGCGGGGCUUAUAGCUCGGUGAGUCUUCGAGAGAAGAGAGAGAGAGUGAGAGAGAGAGAGGAGGAGGUGGACAGAGCGAAAGAGGGCGGAAUGCCCCUUUACAAGCGUCGCAUCUGACUAAAACAGCGGAGAAGCUCGUAAAUCGGAAAUUGGACAGAGGGAUACAGUGGUGUCUGCAACGCCAAGGUUAUGUUGGAGAGUCUCCACAAAUCUGUAUGGGUUCCAUACUGAUGUGUUGGCGGGACCACGAAAACUGAUGUGUUGCACCCACUCAAGUUGGAGCUAGAUGACUAAGAACUCAACUCUGUUCCCAAUUGGAAGUUUAAAAAAAAAAAGCCACUUGUCCGCAGGGUCCUGUUUCUGGUCUUGGAAAGAUUAGGAAAAUAACAAGCUAAAGGGAAAGUGAGCGGGGUGGGUGUCGCUCAUACAUUGGCACCCUGUGAACCAGACCAAGGCAACCUACAGACCGCUCCCUCGUCAGCUUCCUCUUUUUCUCAGUUCACACCUUGCAAAAGGUGGACAAGCCAACACUCUACUUACCUGAGCGCCGUCCGAUAGGUGAGGGCGGCGAGGGCUGCGCUGUCAUUGGCUGACUGCUGGUGAGAGUGCAAUGCGGAUUGGAGGAUGUCGGGGGACUGGGAUGAAGACCUGUGUAGGAAGGCGCUGGUGUUGGUGGAGGAGCUGUGCUUUAACUCCCCGGGAGGUUACAGUCAGAGUGAACGCUGCCAGGAGUUCAGCUACCUGCUGAGCGGUCGCAACAGACGGCUGGACACAGAGAUCUCUGUCAGUCUUCUGUCGGUCAUCGUGACAUUCUGCGGCAUCGUCCUACUCUCCGUCUCCCUCUUCGUCUCCUGGAAGCUCUGCUGGCUGCCAUGGAGAGACAAGGAGGGCGGAGGCCUGAGCCUGACAUCGGGGUUGCUGCCCGGAAGUGCCGGUGUCGGAAGCCUCGGAGGCACCGGGGGCUCACUCUUACCCCCCUUGCUGCAGAGGAAGGAGGGCCACUCCUCGUCCUCGCUCUACCCCUCCCUGGGCCAGCAGGGCCAGCACCACCCCCAUUUCUCUGACCUGGUGGGGCUGGAGAGGGGGGAGGUCGGAGGUGUGGUUGGGGGGCCACAGGAGACCCAAGAGCCCUCCUACCUGGACAUGGACUCCUACCCCAACAAUGCUGGAACUCUGAAGCUGAGUCAGACCUCUCCAGAUGUCCCCAACGCGGAGGUUGGAGCCCAGCCCCAUAAAGACCUGCCCAACGCUCAUUCCCAGCAGCAGGUCACGUCUCGGCCCAAGCCCAUGACUCACCAGCUCUCCAGUCCGGAUUUCCACGGCGAGGAGAAGGAGCAGGUAACCAGCAUUGGGCAGAUCAAACCGGAGCUCUACAGACCCAAGGGUGACCAGGGCGAAGGCAAACAGGGCGACAACUGCGGCAAGAUCAGCUUCCUCCUGCGCUACGCCUUUAAUACGGAGCAGUUGGUGGUGAAGAUCCUGAAAGCUUUGGACCUGCCAGCAAAGGAUGCCAACGGCUUCUCUGACCCAUACGUAAAGAUCUACCUACUGCCAGACAGGAAGAAGAAAUACCAGACCAAGGUCCACAGAAAGACCUUAAACCCAGUGUUCAACGAGACGUUUCAGUUCGGCGUGCCGCUGAAUGAGCUACAUUCCAGGAAGCUACAUUUCUCUGUGUACGACUUCGACCGCUUCUCCAGACACGACCUGAUUGGCCAGGUGGUGGUGGACAACCUGCUGGACUUCAGCGAGGGCAGCGGGGACAAGCCCGUCUGGAGGGACAUCGUGGAGGGCACCGCGGAGAAGGCUGAUCUCGGGGAGCUUAAUUUCUCGCUGUGUUACCUGCCCACUGCAGGCAGGCUCACUGCUACAGUCAUCAAGGCCACCAACCUCAAAGCCAUGGACCUGACUGGCUUCUCAGAUCCGUACGUGAAGGCCUCUUUGAUCUGUGAUGGGCGAAGGCUAAAAAAGAGGAAGACUUCUAUUAAGAAGAACACACUGAACCCCACAUACAACGAGGCGCUGGUGUUUGACAUUCCCAAUGAAAAUAUAGAAAGUGUAUCCAUCAUCAUCGCCGUGAUGGACUAUGACUGUAUUGGUCAUAACGAGGUUAUAGGGAUGUGUCGUGUGGGCAGUGAAGCCGAAGGACCAGGGAGGGAGCACUGGACAGCCAUGCUGGCCAAUCCACGAAAACCAAUAGAGCACUGGCAUCAGCUUGUGGAGGAAAAAGCGAUUGGUACAUUCGUGUCGAAGACUGCUACAGCAUCCUCCCCUAAGCCGCACAUCGUGGUGGACAGUCCUCACUCCGAUUAAAAGCUGUCAUUAUCAUCUCUCCGGCUCCAGACUUUCCUUUCUUUCCUCUCAUCUGUGAAUAAUUCCCUCCAUCAAAGAAAGAGAGACACGGAGACGCUGCUAGUGUCCAACUGCUAGUGCUGUUUUGCUCCUGCUAAUGAAUUCUCCAAGUCCUGUGCUGUCUUUACCAAGCCGGGGGAAAAGAAAAAAAACAACAUCCAUCACAAGCUACACGUUGAGCAUCAGACUACACAUUUACAAACACAUGCAGACACUAAAUGUACAGUAGGACUGAUUUCAGGUGUAAAUUUGGGAUCUAGCAAGGGAACAAAAACCUAUAACACACACACACACACACACACACACACACACACACACACACACACACACACACACACAAAUACACACAGAGUUUGUAGUAUGUGCGUAGUUCAUGUGUGCUUCAGAUUAGUGUAGUAUUUCAUCUAGGAAGAGUGUGAAGUGACAAACUUUUCUUUCUUGAAAAGAAAAAGAAAAAGAAAAAAGAAAGCCAUCCUAGGAUGGUCAUUUCAAUCAGGACCAAAGGUUCAUGCCCUUGUACAGACUAUAAAAGAAGAAAAUCACUAUGUCGAUAUUUUUCUUUGCAAUAUUGGUGUACAGUAUAUGCCGUACUGUAUGGGAAAACAUCUCACGUAGUACUUAGCAGGACGAAACAUUCAAAGUGGAUUCUCCCAGCCAUUUUGGACGCCUUCUCCAGGCUCCGCGUUUUCUUGUUUCAGACUCGACUCGCUUAUUUUCCCCAGAGGAAAGACGACAAAGUGUCCAGUGGUCUUUAUUGAUGUCAGAGGAGCGAAAAAUGAGGACUGACUCAUUGGUUUAAGCAUGUUGCGCAACUUUGAAAUGUGUCCCUCUUCUUCGUGCUUUAUGUCAGCAUCCUUAUGGUGCUCAUCACUAUCUAUAUUAUUUUUGCUCUGUUGUCUGUUUGAUACACAUAUAACCAUCAGGAAAGGAGUUCAUUCAUCCCAUUUAUACUGUCCACUGAUGGUGUGAGCUUCCGAUAGACAUGGACUAUUUGAUCGUCCUCUGGUUUCUGGCCAAACAUGCAGACUUUUCCUGAUGGACUACACGGGUUGAAUGAAACCUGCGUUUAGGAUCGGACCAGCAUCAGUUUGGCGUGUACUCUCCAGAGGAUGUAUCCCACAGGGAAGGAUAUCACCGCUCUAUUUUAUUUUUCUAUCAUUCCAGGACUUUUUCUUUUCUUUUCUCAAAAGGUUAUUGUCCAGCUUCAACUGAGAAAAUCAUUAUCGUCAAGUCCACAUCAUGUCCCUGACAAGACUUAAGAAGGACACACACUUCUGUGUUGCUUUUAUUAGUGUGUGUUUCUGUAUUUGUGGGCGUGUUUGUUUUGUAUUUGUGUGCGUCUGUGUGUGUGUGUAUGCCUGUGUGUCACUGUGACCUUGUGUGUGACACGUUUCUGUGCUCGCCUCCUCCCUUGUCCUUUUUUUGUCUUCGCCUCCCUCUCUCUCCCCCACUCCCCAAAUCCCGGCAUCCAUAGACUAAAACGUCUCGGAGCCAAACGUGUCUUCUGUCCUAUGUCUUUACAAGGAGCCAUUUUGUGUGUGUGUGUGUACGCGUGUGUGCGUGUGUACUAUAUGUGCCUCAUUGCAAUAGGUGGGGAAGCACUGUCUUUCAUAGACAUUAGUUUGUAUUGUCUAUGUCGUCUCUGAAAUCAGCUGCCAAUCAUUCCACCCCCUCCCCUCCCUAACCCUUUGCCUGAUGUAAGUAACUGUGUUGAUCGUUGUACUUCUUUCAGUAAUUUGUGUACUGUAUGUCCGAGGGAAAAACCAGAUUGCACAGUGAUUGAAAAUUGAAUUGUUGGUUGUGUUUUGUUUAAAUUACGAGAAGGAAUGCAAAAAAAAAAACGAGGAAAAAAAAAAAAUCAAGGCUCAUUUGUUACGGCCUACAGAUCAUGACAAAUUUAGAUCCUCUUAAAGCAAGACAACGGGGAGGAGGUGUUGUGAGAGAACAAGCGCCUGCGAUUUCUGCACUUCCUGUGUAAGCCGAUACAGACUUAUAAAGCCAUGUCUGUCACCACUACUACGACUACUACUGUAACCUCAGCGAAACAACAGUACAACACCUCACUACAGCUACUUGUAUUGCUAUCGUUGCCAUUUCUCUCUCAUCCUAUCACACACACACGGUAAUGGAGGAGUGUGUGUGUGCGCGUUUCAGGGUAGGGAUCUAGUUUCUUUCUCUUUACUUUUGGCCCGUGCAAGUGUAGUGAGACUUCCUGGUGUGUGCUUGAUCGGGUAUACGGCAAGUGACACAACCCCCAUCAAACCUGCAAGUAUUCUGUGUGAUUUGUCAGCUGGGGGAUUAUCGACCAGCUUGUAUAAGUAGAUAUGGUAUUGAUCCAUUGGUCUCCAGGCCCCAUAAUUCUCUCUUUCCCAGCCUCUCUCUCUCUCUCUCUGCUUGUGUCUACCCUAUUUAGCCCUUGUGUUACUGCCUGGUGAUGGAUUACAAAACCCAUACUGGAACCAGCACAUUCCCUUAUUCUCUGUCCCUCUCUUUCUGUUUCUGUCUGAUUCCUGAUUCUGUCCUCCAGCAAUCCUUAUCUUUCCUCCCGCUCCACUCCUCCACCUUCCCGUUCACCUCUAAUUCCCUACCCCCCCCCCCCCCCCCACCUUCAAGUUCCCUCUGCUAUCUCACAUCCCUCUUUCUUUCUUUCUUUCCUUCUUUGUAUGACACCCUCCUUCUGUCCUCUCUAUUGUCUUCCGCUGUCUUCUCGUGUUAGUGCAGUUCUGAAUGGUCAUGGGGAAACAUGUUUGCAUGCUUAUAUUAACAUGAAUGAUGUCAACUUGAUGCAAUGAAAAAUUAUAUAAGUAAUGCUUUAAGCAAAAUCUGACAAUGAACUUGUUACUAAUACUACUAAUGACGACUAAAUGGAGACCUAGCAAUUGUUUAUCUCUGUGGUCAAAAACAAUGAUGAUGAAAUAACAUUGUUUAUGCUGUAUUUAUCUCAAAUUGGUAUUCUCUUUGAUUUUCAAUUGUUUUUUUAAUAUAUAAUUUAUUCAAGAGGUUUACUUUUUUAUUGGUUAAAGCUGAGAAUUUUGAGUGGGGGGUUCAGUCAGGGCGAUUGUUUCAGUCGGGACAGCUGUACCAGGUCGAUAACGGUGAAUGUGUAAGUAACAGUGUGGCUGAAGCAAUGAUAAUGGGAAUAAAGGAUAUGUAUCAUCCA